Molecule: messenger RNA, 468 nt
Organism: Microthlaspi erraticum
Lineage: Eukaryota; Viridiplantae; Streptophyta; Magnoliopsida; Brassicales; Brassicaceae
Source: the annotation of a GenBank genome assembly
AUGAACUCCAUUUCGAGAGCAAGAGUUAUUGGAGCUCUUAGUGGACCUUUUCCAAGCGAUUUCCAUCACUUCCAUGUGGAGAAUCGCCUAAUGACAUACAAGCCAGGGCUCGAUCGAGUUGAAGCUUGGCCGGUCGAGUUGAGGAACUCGACCGGAUGGUCGAGUGGUGGUCGAGCUGGUCUUCAAGAUGGCUUCCUCCUUCUUCCUUUGCGUAUCCAGUUGAGCUGCGUCCAUGCACCAAGUCCUUCCUACUCCUCACGUCCCAUAUGCUCCAAAAUGCUCCAAAAGACCUAUUUCAAGGACCAAACAUGCAUAUUGGAAGAGCCAGUGAAGAACGGCCAAGAAGUUGAAUUAUGGUCUCGUAUCGGUAUCACAUGGAAACCCAAGUGGGGAAUGAUGUUCUCCGAUAUCAAAACGAAAGUCUCAGAGAUCAACGAUGGCUAUUAUGGGUCGUGGCCUAGUUAUUGA